AUGGAGCGCGGCGCGGGUGGGCAUGAGAUGGUGGCGUUCUACGAGGCAUGGGUGGGGCGCGAGGAGCGGAUCAUCGCGGACCUGACGGGCGCGCUCCCGGCGCGGCGGCGGGACGUGCUGGCGCCGCUCGUGGACGCCGCGUUGGGGCACGUGGGGGACUACUACGAGCACAAGGCCCGCCUCGCCGACCGCGACGUGGUGGCGGCGCUCGACCCGCGCUGGCUCAACCCGCUCGAGCGCACCUUCCUCUGGGCCUGGGGGUGGAAGCCCGCGCUGGUGUUCCGCUUCGCCGACGGCGGCCUGGGCUCGCACCCGCACUACUCCCACCAGCAGCGCCGCGCGCUGGAGAACCUGCGCGGCGCCACGGAGGAGGCCGAGCGGGAGGUGGACCGGGAGGUCGCGGCCGUGCAGGAGUCGCUGGCGGGGCCCCGCGUGCUGGCGGCGCUGCGCAGGCAGCACCCGCGGUACGGCGAGGUCGACGAGGCCGUCGCCGCGGUCGGCCGCUCGCUCCGCGUGCAGCUCGCCGCGGCGGACGCGCUCCGCGAGCGCACUGUGCGGGACGUCGUCGGCAUCCUCGCGCCCGACCAGGCCGGCGCGUUCCUCGCGGCCAUGCUGAGGUUCCACCUCGGCGUGCACCGUGCCGGCCGCAACUGGGGCCCCGGCAACGGCGGCCGGAGGGGCCUCUAGUGCCCAUGGCCUCCUCUACGCGGCGUCUAAUUUCUGCAGACCAAACAAGCCACGUCUACGUUAGCUGUAACUGUCAGUGUCACUGUGUCAGUAACGGGAAUAACGGUCGCCGGCGUCGGUGACGUGCGCCUUUUGGCGUGGACCAAAUGGUCGUCGUCGCCCACACCCAGCCUCUUAAUUGUUCUGUCUCAAGACUCCAGCGUGCAGGCAUCGCAGGGGCGGAGCCAGAACCAAAGCCCCUCCUCUCUAUGCCAUUUGAAAUUUCAUGAAAUUUGAUUAUUCAAAAUUUCAA
Messenger RNA from Oryza brachyantha (malo sina), 979 nucleotides. Its product is annotated as protein DOG1-like 4. The record is from RefSeq and is a predicted model, not a curated record. Gene Ontology annotation, biological process: DNA-templated transcription. Lineage: Eukaryota; Viridiplantae; Streptophyta; Magnoliopsida; Poales; Poaceae. Gene Ontology annotation, molecular function: sequence-specific DNA binding. The transcript has a single exon. The coding region runs from base 1 to 687 and encodes 228 amino acids.